Molecule: messenger RNA, 425 nt
Organism: Sinocyclocheilus grahami
Lineage: Eukaryota; Metazoa; Chordata; Actinopteri; Cypriniformes; Cyprinidae
Product: transcription initiation factor TFIID subunit 1-like
Exons: 5
Coding region: 60-425 (121 amino acids)
Biological process (GO): transcription by RNA polymerase II; RNA polymerase II preinitiation complex assembly
Cellular component (GO): transcription factor TFIID complex
Molecular function (GO): RNA polymerase II general transcription initiation factor activity; TBP-class protein binding; histone acetyltransferase activity
Source: RefSeq, a predicted model, not a curated record
UGCACUGUGACUACCUCAAUCGUCCUCAUAAGUCCAUCCAUCGUAGAAGGACAGACCCCAUGGUCACACUCUCUUCAGUGCUGGAGAGCAUCAUUAAUGACAUGAGGGACCUUCCUAAUACAUACCCGUUUCACACUCCUGUUAAUGGCAAGGUAGUUAAGGAUUAUUACAAGAUCAUCACACGGCCGAUGGACCUGCAGACGUUGCGUGAAAAUGUUCGCAAGCGCAUGUACCCUUCACGAGAAGAGUUCAGAGAGAGUGUUGAACUCGUCUACAAAAACAGUGCUACGUACAAUGGUGCAAAGCAUCCUUUAACCCUCGUCAGUCAAGCAAUGUUGAAUCUGUGUGAUGAGAAACUCAAAGAGGUAGAUGUGUAUCUUUUACUAGGACUACACAUACUUGCAAAGAGAUUAAAGGGGUGUUAA